Molecule: messenger RNA, 3452 nt
Organism: Talpa occidentalis (Iberian mole)
Lineage: Eukaryota; Metazoa; Chordata; Mammalia; Eulipotyphla; Talpidae
Gene: RUSC1
Product: RUN and SH3 domain containing 1
Cellular component (GO): cytoplasmic vesicle
Molecular function (GO): protein binding
Source: RefSeq, a predicted model, not a curated record
GGGACCGUGGGAGCAGCGGGCUGGUCCACACCGGGAACGCUGGCAGGAGGACCCUGGUCUGCAUCUGCGGUUGCCAGGUAGGCGGAUGCGAGAAGCUCGAUCCUCCUGAUUGUCUAGAGGCCACCCCGCCGCCGCCGGCACCAUGCUGUCCCCUCAGAGGGCUUUACUCUGCAACCUCAACCACAUCCACCUCCAGCAUGUCUCUCUGGGUCUGCAUUUGUCCCGCCGUCCAGAGCUACGGGAGGGGCCCCUGAGCACAUCCCCUCCCCCAGGGGAUACCGGGGGCAAAGAGAGCCGGGGUCCCUGCAGCGGGACCCUGGUGGACGCCAAUUCCAACAGCCCGGCCGUGCCCUGCCGAUGCUGCCAGGAACACCGGCCGGGCCUAGAAAACGAGCAGGACCCCGCACAGGAGGACGAGGGGGCUACUUCUCCCUCGGACCCCGGCUGCUCCUCCUCUCUCAGCUCUUGCUCAGAUCUGAGCCCCGACGAGUCCCCCAAUUCAGUCUACUCGCGAGACCUCCCCGGUGAAGAGGAUGCCCACCCUCAGGCCAGCAUCGCCCCCCUGGAGCCGACCCCCCCACAGGUUUCCCAGGGCCCCGGGGCCUGCUCCCCGGACAGCUUCUGCUGCUCCCCUGAUUCUUGCUCCGGAGCAUCCUCCCCACCCGGCCCUGGCCUGGACUCCAACUGCAACGCCCUGACCACCUGCCAGGACCGCCCUUCCUCGGGAGUGGAGGAAGAGGACGAGGGCCGGGAGCAAGAGCUCCCCAUUUCAGAGCUCACAGAGGCGGAUGACGGGAAGAUCGAGGCCGGUAAGACCGAACCCAGUUGGAAAAUCAACCCCAUUUGGAAAAUCGACACAGAGAAAACGGAAGCUGACUGGAAAAUCACUGAGAACAAUAACUCUGGUUGGAAAAUCAAUGGGAACACUAACUCCAGCUGGAAAACGGAACCCGGAAAAUUCGACUCCGGUUGGAAAACCAACCCAGGAAUAACUGAUUCUGGCUCAAAAACAGAUGCAGGGAGAAUUGAUGGGGAAUGGCGAAGUGACGUCAGCGAGGAGCCGGUGCCCCACCGGACAAUCACGUCCUUCCACGAGCUGGCCCAGAAGCGCAAGCGGGGCCCGGGGUGGCCCCUGGUGCCGCAGGCCAGGAAAGACCGCAGCGACUGGCUGAUCGUCUUCUCGCCCGACACCGAGCUGCCCCCCGCCGGGUCGCUGGGCAGCUCGCCCCCGCCUCGGGAAGUCACCACCUUCAAGGAACUCAGGGCCCGAAGCCGGGCCCCGCCCCCACCCCUCCCGCCCCGGGACCCCCCAGCCGGCUGGGCCUUGGUCCCGUCCCGCCCCCCGCCCCCACCCGUCCCGCCCCGGAGGAAGAAGAACCGCCCUGGGCUGCAGCCCAUCGCGGAAGGGCAGCCCGAGGAGGGCAGGGCGGGCAGCCCGGUGGCCGGCCAGGAGCACCCAGCCGCGAGGGAACCCGAGGAGCCCGGCGCGCGGGCCGGCCUGGAGGUCCGCAGUUCCUGGUCUUUUGCCGGUGUCCCCGGGGCCCAGCGACGGUGGAUGGCAGAAGCCCGGAGUGGGACUGGCCAGCUUCAGGAGCAGAAGAAAGGUCUCCUGAUAGCUGUCAGCGCCUCGGUGGAUAAAAUAAUCUCGCACUUUGGGGCUGCUCGGAACUUGGUUCAGAAGGCCCAGUUGGGGGACAGCCGGCUGAGCCCAGACGUGGGGCACCUGGUGCUGACCACUCUCUGUCCAGCCCUCCACGCCCUGGUGGCCGAUGGGCUGAAGCCUUUCCGGAAGGACCUCAUCACAGGGCAGCGCAGGAGCAGCCCCUGGAGUGUGGUGGGGGCCUCUGUAAAGCCUGGCUCCAGCACCCGGGGCCUGGGCGCCCUAUAUAGCCAGGUUAGCCGCCUGGCCCCCCUGAGCAGCAGCCGGAGCCGCUUCCACGCCUUCAUUCUGGGUCUCCUCAACACUAAGCAGUUGGAACUCUGGUUUUCCAGUCUCCAGGAAGAUGCAGGCCUGCUGUCCCUCCUGUACCUGCCCACCGGCUUCUUCUCCCUGGCCCAAGGCGGCUGCCCUGCCCUGUCCACAGAGCUGCUGCUGCUGCUGCAGCCACUGUCGGUACUCACCUUCCACCUGGACCUGCUCUUUGAACACCACCACCACCUGCCCCUGGGCCCGCCCCCUGCCCCGGCCCCGCCGGACUCACCUCCUGCGCUGCAGCAGACCGUGCAAGCCAUGCUGCACUGGGGGGGGCGGCUGGCUCAGAGUCUUCGGGGGGCUUCUGGGGAGGCCUCUCCAGCUCCUUCAGCCCCCUCAAGCUCUCCCACACCGGGAAGCUGGUGGGAGCAGCUGACCCAGGCCUCCCGGGUCUAUGCCUCUGGGGGCACCGAGGGCUUUCCUCUUCCCCGGUGGGGAUGCAGGCGUCCUGGGGUCGCAGCUGAGGGCGCACAAGAGAGGACCCCGCCCCCAGAAGAAGCCACACCAGGCAGAGGCCCAGACAGAGGCUUGUGGCUGGGGAGACUGUUUGGAGUGCCUGGGGGCCUCACAGAAACUGAGAGUGGAGUCCUAAAGUCCAGGAGACCCUCCAGCUGGCUGUCCCCAACGGUGAACGUGUUAGCUCUGGUGAAGCGGGGGCCACCUUCUGACACUCCCUCCUUUCCUGAGGAGCUUGAGGCCUCAGUAGACAGCUUGGUGCAGACCCACAGGGCAGUCCGGGCGCUCUGUGACCACACUGCUGCAGGACCUGACCAGCUGAGCUUCCGGCGGGGGGAAGUGCUGCAUGUCAUCGCCACUGUGGACGAGGACUGGCUUCGCUGUGGGCGGGAGGGAGUGGAGGGGCUGGUGCCCGUGGGGUACACCUCUCUUGUUCUCUAGGCCUGGGACCUUUUCCUGCAAAUGUCUCUCCCUAUCAUCCGAGAAGUGGAAUGGCCGGAGAACACUAACCUAUGUAAACGGAUCCCCCCUGAAGCACUCCUUGUCUGCAAAUGACACUUGCCCCCCACACCCAUUUCUGAUAAUAUAUAAAAUACUUUCCUUUUUUCUGCCCAUGCCCAUCUGUAAGGUGAAAUUUACAAAUCUAUAAAGAGAAAUGUCCCUCCAUGCAAUCUCUUUUCUUUCCCACGUGCAUAAGGGGAAGUCUCCCUAUCUGCAAAAUGGAAAGCUAGCCCCACCUCUACCCUCUCCAUCUGUAAGUGAACUGUGCCAGUACAGUAUACGCCUCAGUUCCCAAGACUAGAGGUGCCUCUAGUCUUCUCCGUGUAUGGAAUCUCCCCCCAUUGCACCCCACCCCCCCCACGUUGCCUGUAUUUAUUAUGUACUCAUGCUGUACUAGGUGCUGACGUCUGGACACCCCUGGUGGGUGGCCUGUGCUAUUGGUCUGCCUCCUUCCUCUUUUGUCCCAAUAAAGCGUGGGAGUUAAAUGUGUGCGCGCGUGUCACUGUUAGUUUCAGGAUGUAAU